This is a messenger RNA of Leptonychotes weddellii (Weddell seal), 4094 nucleotides long. The record is from RefSeq and is a predicted model, not a curated record. Lineage: Eukaryota; Metazoa; Chordata; Mammalia; Carnivora; Phocidae.
AUGCUGCGGGAGGAAGCCAGGUUGGAGCCCAUGGACUCGGGCAGUGGGCAGCAGGGGCUGUGCUGGGCCUUCUUGGCCAUGGAGCGCCCCAGGCCCUGGGGUGUGGUGCACAGGUCCCAGGUCCGCCCUCGCUCCUUUACCCUCAUUGUGGAGGCCUGGGACUGGGACAAUGACACCACUCCAGAUGCCGUGUGCAAGCAAGGAUGUAACCUGCUCCACGGGGGCUGCGCCGUGCCCGGGGAGUGCAGGUGCAGCUACGGCUGGCAGGGGCGAUUCUGUGAUGAGUGUGUCCCGUACCCUGGCUGUGUGCAUGGCAGCUGCGUGGACCCCUGGCAGUGCAACUGCGAGACCAACUGGGGUGGCCUGCUCUGCAACAAAGACCUGAACUACUGCGGCAGCCACCACCCCUGCAUCAACGGGGGCACGUGCAUCAACGCCGAGCCCGACCGGUACCACUGCGCCUGCCCCGACGGCUACUCGGGCAAGAACUGUGAGCGGGCUGAGCACGCCUGUGCCUCCAACCCAUGUGCCAAUGGGGGCUCUUGUCACGAGGUGCCCUCCGGGUUCGAGUGCCACUGCCCGUCAGGCUGGAGCGGGCCCACCUGUGCGCUUGACAUCGACGAGUGCGCCUCCAGCCCGUGCGCGGCAGGGGGCACCUGUGUGGACCAGGUGGACGGCUUCGAGUGCAUCUGCCCCGAGCAGUGGGUGGGGGCCACCUGCCAGCUGGACGCCAAUGAAUGUGAAGGGAAGCCGUGCCUUAAUGCUUUUUCUUGCAAAAACCUGAUUGGUGGCUAUUACUGUGAUUGCAUUCCGGGCUGGAAGGGCGUCAACUGCCAUAUCAACGUCAGCGACUGCCGUGGGCAGUGUCAGCAUGGUGGCACCUGCAAGGACCUGACGCCCGGCUACCAGUGUGUGUGCCCGCGGGGCUUCGGUGGCAGGCACUGUGAGCUGCAGCUGAACUCGUGUACCAGCAGCCCCUGUCACGGUGGCCUCUGCGAGGACCUGGUGGACGGCUUCCACUGCCACUGCCCCAAGGGCACCUCCGGGCCACUGUGCGAGGUAGACAUAGACUUCUGCGAGCCCAGCCCCUGCCAGAACGGGGCCCGCUGCUACAACCUGGAGGGCGAUUAUUACUGUGCAUGCCCCGACGACAUGGGCGGCAAGAACUGCUCUGUGCCCAGGGAGCCGUGUCCGGGCGGGGCUUGCAGAGACAUCGACGACUGUCUGGGGCAGCCGUGUCGCAAUGGGGGCACGUGCAUCGACGAGGUGGACGCCUUCCGCUGCUUCUGCCCCAGCGGCUGGGAGGGCGAGCUCUGCGACACCAAUCCCAACGACUGCCUCCCCGAUCCCUGCCACAGCCGCGGCCGCUGCUACGACCUGGUCAAUGAUUUCUACUGCGCAUGUGACGAUGGCUGGAAGGGCAAGACCUGCCACUCGCGCGAGUUCCAGUGCGACGCGUACACCUGCAGCAAUGGCGGCACGUGCUAUGACAGCGGGGACACCUUCCGCUGCGCCUGCCCCCCGGGCUGGAAGGGCAGCACCUGCACCAUCGCCAAGAAUAGUAGCUGCCUGCCCAACCCCUGCGUGAAUGGGGGCACGUGCGUGGGCAGCGGGGACUCGUUCUCCUGCAUCUGCCGGGACGGCUGGGAGGGCCGCACCUGCACGCACAAUACGAACGACUGCAACCCCCUGCCUUGCUACAACGGUGGCGUCUGCGUCGAUGGCAUCAACUGGUUUCGCUGCGAGUGUGCUCCCGGCUUCGCGGGUCCCGAUUGCCGCAUCAACAUCGACGAGUGCCAGUCCUCGCCUUGUGCCUACGGGGCCACGUGUGUGGACGAGAUCAACGGCUAUCACUGCAGCUGUCCGCCAGGCCGGACCGGCUCGCGGUGCCAGGAUGUGAUUGGCUUUGGGAGGCCUUGCUGGUCGCAGGGAGUGCCCUUCGCGCACGGGAGCUCCUGGGUGGAAGACUGCAACAGCUGUCGCUGUGUGGACGGCCGCCGGGACUGCAGCAAGGUGUGGUGUGGGCGUAAGCCUUGCCUGCUGGCCGGCCGGCCCGACACCCUCAGUGCCCAGUGCCCGCCAGGGCAGCGGUGCCAAGAGAAGGCCCCGGGCCAGUGCCUGCAGCCUCCCUGCGCGGCCUGGGGGGAGUGUGGCACGGAGGAGCCCCUGCUCCCCAGCACCCUGUGCCUGCCGCGCUCCAGCCACCUGGACAACAACUGUGCCCGCCUCACGUUGCACUUCAACCGUGACCAGGUGCCCCAGGGCACCACUGUGGGCGCCAUCUGCUCUGGGAUCCGCGCCCUGCCGGCCACGAGGGCGGUGGCCCGGGACCACUUGCUGGUGCUGCUCUGUGACCGGCCGUUCUCAGGGGCCAGCGCGGUCGAGGUGGCUGUGUCUUUCAGCCCCGCGAGGGACCUGCCCGACAGCAGCCUGAUCCAGAGCACAGCUCACGCCAUUGUGGCCGCCAUCACUCAGCGGGGCAAUAGCUCGCUACUCUUGGCUGUCACCGAGGUCAAAGUGGAGACCGUCGUCGUGGGCAGCUCCUCCGUGGGUCUGCUGGUGCUGGUGCUGUGCAGCGUGUUCAGCGUGCUGUGUCUGGCGUGCGUGGUCAUCUGCGUGUGGUGGACCCGCAAGCGCAGGAAAGAGCGGGAGAGGAGCCGGCUGCCACAGGAGGAGAGUGCCAACAACCAGUGGGCCCCCCUGAACCCCAUCCGCAACCCCAUCGAGCGGCUGGGUGGCGGCGGCCUGUGUGGGGGCCACAAAGAUGUGCUUUACCCAUGCAAGAACUUCACAGCCCCGCGCAGGGUGGGCGAGGCGCUGCCCGGGCCUGCAGGCCACAGGGAAGGCGGGGAGGAGGAGGAGGAGGAGUCCGGCCACGGCGAGGGAGACUGCCUGGAAGCCGAGAAGUUCCUCUCGCACAAAUUCACCAAAGACCCUAGCUGCUCCCCCGGGAGGCCGGCCUGCUGGGCCUCGGGCCCCAAAGUGGACAACCGUGCGGUCAGGAGCGUCAAUGACUUACGCCACGCCGGCAAGGAGUAGGGCAGGGGCCAGCAGCUGGGCCGGGACCCAGGACCCUUCACCGGGCGCCACGCCACCCGCCGGACCAUAGGAGGCCGAGGCCGUGUGCAUAGUUUCUUUAUUUUGUGUAAAAAACACCAAAAACCAAAAACAAAUGUUUAUUUUCUACGUUUCUUUAACCUUGUAUAAAUUAUUCGAGGACUGUCAGGCGGGAAACAAUGGAGUAUUCUCGGGUAGUUGCUAUUUUUGUAACGUUUGUGUGUGUCACACUCACGUGGCAGGAGAGAGCGGAGGGUGUGUGUGUCCUCGCCAGCUCGUUUGUGGCCAGACGUGGUGCACUGUUUACAGAAUCUUCCUCAUUAUUCCUCAUUUGGCGUUCUCAGUGGCUCCAGGCCAAAGAGCCAGUGGGACACAUGGCUGUUGGCGUGGCCCAUGGCAUUGGUGGGACCCAUGGCUGUCAGUGUGGCCUGUGGCGUUUGGUGGGACAACCCAAGGCUACUGGCGUGGCCCAUGGCAUGGGUGGGACCCGUGGCUGACAGAGUGGCCCGUGGCCGUCGGUGGGACCCCCUGUGGCUGACAGCACAGCCCACGGUCGUCGGUGUGGCCUGAGGCCGUUGGUGGGACCUGUGGAGUGUGGCAUGGCCCGUGGCUGUCGGUGGCACCUGUGGUGGUCAGUGGGGCUUGAGGUCCUCGCAGGGGCCCGCAGCGUUCGGCACGGCCCCGAGGCCCGCGGGCAGACCCUGGCUGGCUCGCCGGCCGGUCCCUUCCGCCCGCUGUCCUGGCCUGCUCCCGCCUGGAGCACCCGCUGUAGAGAUCUUUCAACUGUGUUUCCGGAAGUGCCCUUCCCGACUGCUCUGUUCUCCCCGGGACGGGGGCAGUAUCGAAGCUCGUGACAAGUGCCUUCACACAGACCCUCCCCUCGCAACUGUCAGCGUUUGCCGUGGGCUCUGGGCCGCUGCCCACCUGCUGGCCCCGGCCCCCUCCUUGUGAAAGUGCGUUUUUGUAAAUAUGUACAUAUUAAAUGAAUCACUCUGUAUAUUUGAUUUAAUAACUUAAACGUUUUGGCCUUCCUUGUU